GAAGGAAUGAAUGAACAUCAUAUUCUUAGAGUUUCUAUGACUAUGUAACUGAGUUACUAUAGUUGUAUGAUCAAAUCUAUUUAAAUCGAUAGAUUGUUAGCAAAUAAUAAACCAUCUGUUUAUAAUUUAGUAUUUUUAUUCUUUAUCACUUUUCUUUUUGGAGGAAUUAGUUAAAUCAUCAAAUAGAAUGCCUGAAGAAACAGAAGUUAAUAGUGGGAUAACAGAGAAUAAAACUUUGGAAACUACAGAAUUGACAAAAGAAAAUAUUAAUGGUUCAGAGAAAGAAAUUAAAACUUAUAAAUGUGUAACACUUGGAGCAUUUGGUGGUUCAAAACAUAUUAGAAUAGAUAUGAAUGAAGUGAAACCAAUAGGAAAGAAUGAAGUUGCAAUUGAUGUACAAGCAUGUGGUAUUAACUUUCUUGAUAUAAUGACAAGACAAGGUUUAAUUGAUCAAGCAAUGAAACCUCCAUUCACUUUGGGCUCUGAAUGUACUGGAAUUAUUAGUGAAGUCGGUGAAAAAGUGACAACCUAUAAGGUUGGUGAUCCAGUUAUAGUUCUACUUAACAAUGGUGCUUGGAGUGAACGUCUUGUAUUACCAAUUAUAGAAAAAAUUAAUACAGAUCAAACAAAUUCAACAACACAAUCUGAAGAUGUUGAAUGUACCGAGUCAAAUGAAUUUGGAAUGAUUAAGUCAAUUAUAUUGCCAAGACCUAAAACAUUAGAUGUUAAUAAAGCUGCAAUUAUUAGUUUUGCUUAUAUUCCAGCUUAUAUAUUAACUUAUCAUAUACUUAAUAUUCAUUCUGGUGAUAUAAUUUUGAUAUUUUCAGCUGGUGGUGGAAUUGGAACUGCUUUAGGACAGUUAAUGAAACUAAUACCGAAUGUAACCUUAAUUGGUAUUGCUUCUAAGGCAAAACAUGAAAAGUUGACAAACAUCUAUGAUAUAUUAUUAGAACCUGAUCAAGAUUGUGUAACAGAAAUUAAAAAGCUUUAUCCUAAUGGAAUUGAUGCAAUAUUGGAUUGUAUAAGUGGACCAGAUACAAAUAAACUAUAUGGAAUAUUAAAACCUUUAGGAAAGCAUGUAAUUUAUGGUAUGUCAAACUUAGUUACUGGAGACAGGAAAAACUUUCUAAACUUAGCAAAACAUGUAAGUUUGUUUCAGUGUUGACAAUUUGAGUUGAAACUCUGUCCAAAUUGUUUUAUAUGUUCAUUUAACCGACAAACUUGUGUAAAUAUACAUUAUACACGGUCAAUUAGUCAUAAUUUACAUAAAAUCUAUUUGUAAAUAUAGGACUGUGGAGAUUGAAAUCAUGAACCAACCAGUGUUAUACCACCAUUGACAAUCAGAAAGCACUGAACGACCGGUUUCUCGUGGUAUGGCACUCCUUAGCAGUGCGAAUCCACCACCAUGCACGCGAAAUCGAAUCCAGAAUCUUCUAGUGCAAAUGUACAUCCUGUCAUAUUUCUGCACUACAACAUAGCUAGGCAGAUUUAUCAAGAUAAAUGUCAAAAUAAUAAGAAUAUUUGUAGUAAUAUUAAUGGUAGACGUUAGAAUUUUCAAUACAGAGAAUAUAGUUGGAGAACAAAGAAUGUGCAUCCUGUGUAAAUUGCUAUGAUAUUGCCACAAGCAUUAUAAGCAGAGGUGGAUAGUGGUAAGCAGUUUAAUCCAGGAAUCUCAGAGUGAACAUCAACUCUGGGAUGUUAAUACAUCCAGCUGACGAGUCCUGAAGGGAACGAAACACACGUCCUGGAUUCCACUGUUAGCCAACAUCCAUCUUUCCUUGGAAAAAUUCAUUGUUUCAAUUUAGUAAUUUUGUCUUACUAAAUUUUCUAUUAUUUCAGUGGUUUCAUAUAGAACGUAUUAAU
Molecule: messenger RNA, 1863 nt
Organism: Schistosoma rodhaini
Lineage: Eukaryota; Metazoa; Platyhelminthes; Trematoda; Strigeidida; Schistosomatidae
Source: the annotation of a GenBank genome assembly